Stegostoma tigrinum is the source of this 4987-nucleotide messenger RNA. RefSeq names its product ribosome binding factor A (gene rbfa). Lineage: Eukaryota; Metazoa; Chordata; Chondrichthyes; Orectolobiformes; Stegostomatidae. The record is from RefSeq and is a predicted model, not a curated record. Bases 170 to 1276 code for a protein of 368 amino acids. The transcript is spliced from 8 exons. Gene Ontology annotation, biological process: rRNA processing.
AGAGCGGCAGUAGCGGUUUGCUGUGUUGUAAGAUUUUAUGGACGGUCUAGGCUUGAAACGUCAGUUUUCCUGCUCCUAAGAUGCUGCUCGGAUCGCAGUGUUCAUCCGGCUGUACGUCUUGUUACCUUGUCCUGGUGUAAUACUGUUUCCAGACAUUGAUGUCGGCCCGAUGGCAGCAGUUGGAGUGUUGAGCGCACUGCGCAGAUGUGCGGCGCGUGGUAGUUGCUACAGAUUGCUGGGUAUGAGCCUGAUUGGAGGUCAAUGCAGGCAAGUGCAGAGCACUGGCUGUCUAUAUGCAAAGAAGAACUUACUGAAGAAAUUCCUAUCUAAAUCAAAGAAGAAGUGCUGGUAUGAAAGCCGGACACUGGGAUCUCAGUUGCUUUAUAAACCCUCCAGUUUGGACAAUGUACUGAAACCUCAGCGCAAAUUGCAGAAAGAGCACACAAUCCGAAUGAGAGCACUCAACAAUAUUCUUUAUAAAGCAAUCACAGAGCUGUUGGACAGUAAUGAAGUCAGCUCGGAAAUAUAUGAGUAUAAAGUUGAGAUAUCCAAAGUAAUGUUGACUGUGGAUUUUUCAACAUGUCGAGUCUAUUGGGUGGCAAGUGGUUCAGUGGAAAAAGAUGAUCGUGUUCAGCGAGUCUUAGAAAAAUGCUCUUCACAUAUAAGGCAUCUUCUCAUUUCCCGGCAAGUCAUGGGUAGCGUUCCCCCAUUGGUCUUUGUUAAAGACCAACAGCAAUCAGCAAUAGCUGAGGUUGAAAGAUUGUUAGAAAUUGCUGAUUAUGGCUCUGAGGAAGGGACUAUGGAUAUUGAGCAAGCGUGGAACGGAAGGCAUUUUAGACAUGGUCCUCCAGACUCCACUUGGGAGCCUAUUUCACGAGAAUCUACUUCUGCCUCAUCUGAUCUGCCUCCAUCAUCUCCUGAAGUGGAUCAUUUUGGUAUUGACCAUGACUUGCUGAACAGAAAAAUAUUGGAAUAUAAAAAGAAAAUUAGUGAAAGAUCAUCAGAAACAAAUAGUUUUAUGUUAUCGGCACAGCACCAGGAGCAACUGGAUCACUUUAAAAAACUGAAGCAAAUAAAAAAGAAAAAAUCCAAGUAUAAGCUUGAUGAUAUCACACCUGAGAUGUACUUUUUAGAAAAGUCUAAAAUGGACUCUGCAACAGCUGACGGUUUGUCAGAUGGGGAAGAGCAGCUGAAGGAAAUGGAUGAAGAAAUGAUGGAACUUGAAGCAGAGGAAGAUAAUCCAAAAAGUCACUUAAAAUCUCCUAAAGAUGUAUAAUUAUUGAAAUGUGUGGUUGAGGCAUAGCUUUCUCGAUCUCUGCAGAUGGAGAGUAAAUGCUGAGCUGCUGAAUUUUUUUGUAUUUUUAACAAAAUGUAACUUUCCACUCCCCUUGAGUUUCCUUUUUAUGAAAAGCUAAGUACUGUGAAUUUUCAUGAGGGAACCAUUUUUUUGUUACAAACUAUUGUUGUUUUGAUAACUUGAUUAAUAAACAAUGAGUAAUGCUGUUAAUUAAUGAUAUGUAUUGAGGUUAGACCAAAAUUUGAUCCAGAAGAUAUAUGAAAGUCAUGUGGCUUGGUGUAGGAGUAUAAAAGAAGCAUCAAACUUGCCCCAAACCUCAUAAGGCAGCAUACCAAUCAGUCUUUUUUAAUGAUAUAAUGUUCCUGUUUCACCAGAAAUGAUGAGUCCAUGAGUUCAGCCGUCAGUGGAGAUGAUGUUGAGCAACGCCAAGAUUGGGUUAUCGUUUAAUUUAUCUGCACAGCCACUUCAAAUUUCUUUUCCACUGGUGUUUUUUUUGUGUGUUAUUGCUGAAAAUGGUAGUUGAAAUAACCAUUUUUAUUAAUACUUGUUUUUAAAAACUAUAGUUUUUUUCAAAUUUGUAUUCCAAGUUGAAUAAUGUGCCUAUUUUUAUAGCAUUAGACCAUCUACAUUGACUUUGACUUCCAUUUGCGUCUUUACACAAAAAUGCUUCAGCUAUUACUAUGCUGCAUUUCACAAGGCUUUUAUGUUUAACUGCAACUAUAACUCAAAGUAAAACAGAUGGUCCUGAAGCCUAUGAAGUCCUAGUUAAAAAAUCUUAUUUUGGAGAAAUGUUCCUAUGACCUAAGGUUGCCAUGGCAAUGGUAGUCGAGAAAGGACAACUCAAAUAGAAAUCUUUUGAGGUGCUGAGUUAUAGUUUAUAAAUGUCUGUCUCAGAAGCUCAAAACAAAGGAAAUGCUAAAGCCAAGAAGCAGCGAGCAUUAGAACUCUGUGACAGAUCUCUUCUUCUAUAGGAAAUUUUGAGAAGAAAGGUAAAACUGAGGAAAAUAGUUCUUUCACAGCUGACAAAAUCACUUAUGGGAUCAGGCACAGUAAACUCUGGAAUUCUGUGUUUUUGGGACUUUGUGAAUGAAAGUAUAAGUAUGGAGAGAUUCAUCAUGGAGAUUCUUGGCUGCAGUGGAGCAAUUGUUGAACGCUUGAAAAUUUGAUCAGAUGUGGUGGGGAUUGGUAAACCUCUGCAGAGCUAGGAGUCACUUUAAAGCUGUCCCUUUUAAUUACAUUUGCUACUUCCAUAGCAUCGAGUAAAAUAGUUUUAUUAUCUGGUUGCUAGUUGAACUUUAAAGGGUUCGGAAAAGAUUUACAAGGAUGUUGCCAGGGUGUGAGGGUUUGAACUGUAGGGAGAGACUGAAUAGUUUGGAGCUAUUUUCUCUGGUGUGUUGAAGGCUGAGGGGGUGGCCUUAGUGGUUUAUAAAAUCAUGAGGGGCAUGGUUGCCGGUUGAGAAAAACGUACUGUUUUCUUCAGUUUGAGCAGCCUCUUAAUUAAUGUUUGAUCUAUGGUUUUUGUUUGUUGCAGUAAAAGACAUGAAGUGAAAUCUUGUUCACAGCUUUUUGAGGUGGUGAGGUUGUCAACAAACAUGUCACAGGGAAGUGAAUAAGGUUUCAUCCAGUGUUUUUGAUUAAUAGCCUUUUGUCAGAACUGCUGUAAUGGGUCUUUCUGAAUGGAUGAACUAAAAAAGGGGAAAUGGCCUGUGUCAUCUGUAAGUCCCACUCUAUUGCUCACUUUGCUUACCUUUCAAUUUUAUUUGUUUAUGAACCACUGACUUUCUUUUUUUUAAUUAAUUUUAUGAACUCAGCUAUAACAGCCAUCUGUGCCAAAGAAUCCCAUACUUAACUGUCAAGUUCCAGACAUGUUAACAGUUAAACAAGUUAUAAAAAGAACAUCAGUUUGUAUUCUAUCAUCACCUUUUUCAAAUCUAGCAGGAACAUCGUUUCCUAUUCCCAGCUGUUGCACCCAACUCCAAACUCCCAGAAGUCUGAUGCUUUCUUGUACCCCCUACUGAUUUGCUGUACUUAACAAAGGUUAGACCUAAAUUUGAUCCAGUAGAUCCUCUCGUCUAACCUGAUAUGUUCGCUCCUCUCUCCAUCUCACUGAACCAUCUCAGUUGUAGUGAAUCUGUAUCUUUCAUGAAUUGGAAUCAUAUGUCUAUCUAAUGUGAAUGUUGUCAUAUACAUCUUAUUGUUUCUUGUUUGCUUCUGUGGUUAUAUUCCAUUUCUAAAGCCAAACUUUUUUAACUUGAAAUCAUUUUGAAUGGUUAUUAAGGAGAUUGUGCUGCAGGUUUAGAAUCGCACUUUGGCUAAAGCCAUAAAGAUUACAGCAUGAAAAUAAUAAAGCAGCAUUCCAGGGGUCUCUAUUUAAUCAUGUUUCAGAAACAUGCAACUGAAUCAAUGACAUUCUCCAAUUUAUUCAACUCUAAAAUUCACCUUGCUGCCACCAAAAAUUCUGUUUUUGCUUACGGAUCAAGAUCCUUAGCAUUGUCCAUGAAGGUAUGGUUGAAUAAAUUGCAUGCACUUAUGUUAGGUCUGUUAUUAAUGUAUGCAAAUUCAAAUGCACUUAAAAUCUUCGAGUUUUUUUUGUCAGUCAUUUUGAUUAUUUAGUCUCAAUAGUUUCCUAGGUGCGGUGAAAACUACUCCCAUUGAUGUCAAAGUAGAAUUUGACCAGGUUUGACAUUAAGGAACUUGAGCAAAAUUGAAUUUGAUGGUAAUCAUGAAGGGGAGAAAAGCUCUUCAUUGAUUGUAAACAUAAUGAACACAAAGGAAAAUGGUUGUUUGUUGUCAGAUAAUGCACUUAGUUGCAGGAUAUCACAGAGUAAUCUCUAGACUCAAUCAUCUUCAUGUCAUUGUCUUUGUCUUGAUUUCAGUUUAUCAAUAAGAUUUGCAACUCCUCACCACUUGAAGCUGUGUCUGUUUGCAGCAAGAUCUGGAUAUUAUUGAGCUUUGGGCUGAUAUGUAGCAAGUAACAUUCGUGUCACACAAAUGCUAGGAUAUGACCACCUGGAGAGGCUGAGGGGUGACCUUUUAUAGAGGUUUAUAAAAUCAUGAGGGGCAUUAAUAGGGUAAAUAGCCAUGGCCUUUUCCCUAGGAUGGUGGAAUUCAAAACUAGAGGGCAUAGGCUUGAGGGGAGAGGGGAAAGAUUUAAAAGGGUCAUAAAGGGCAACUUUUUCACACAGCGGAUGGUAUGUGUAUUAAACAAGCUGCCUAAGGCUGUGGUGGAGGCUAGUAAAAUUAUGGCAUUUAAAAGGCAUCUGGAUGGAUGCAUGAAUGGAAAGGGUUUAGAGGGGUCUGGGCCAAAUGCUGGCAAAUGGGACUAAAUUUAUUUAGAAUAUCUAAUGGGCAUGGACAAGUUGAACCAAAGGAUCUGUUUCUCUGCUGUGUAUCUCUAUGACUAACAGAUCCUCCUAUGUAUCUUCCCAUGAUAUUUGUGGCAUAACUAUUGCAGAAUUUCCAACUAUCAACAUUCUCUGGCGGUUAUCACUGACUAGAACCUGGACUGAACCAGCCAUAUAAAUACUGAGUCUCUAAGACCAGGUCCAGAGCCUGAGAGCUGUGUUGAGUAACCUGCGUGAAUCUCAAACUGCCGACCAUUUUCAAGCUUGUUGAAGGUUCAUGAUAUAUCAUUAUAAUUUGGAAACUUGCAUUUUGCUAUGGAGAGAAUCAUGUUGACCUUUUAUGUUU